CCGGGUUCGUCAUUGGUAAUUCACGUGUACUGCGUUUCCAAACGCAUUUUUCUGCCGUUUCCUAAACAAUCCGACGUUCUUUUACCACAAUGGACGGCCAGAAGUUAGUCGAGGUGUUGCAGCAGACCAUCCAUCCCGAUACCCGGGAAAGGGCCGAACAAGAGCUCAAUCAGGUUCAUAAAAUAAUAGGAUUUGCACCGACACUACUGCAAGUUGUGAUGAGUGAUCAGUUGGAAAUGCCAAUCAAACAAGCAGGUGUGAUUUAUUUGAAGAAUAUGGUUGCACAAUAUUGGAGUGAACGAGAAGCAGAAAACGUUGGUGACCCUGUGCCUUUUAGUAUACAUGAACACGACAGAGCUGCAAUCAGGGAGCACCUGAUAGAAGCCUUGAUCACAGCACCGGAAUUGAUCAGAGUACAGCUCGCUGUCUGUUUAUAUCAGAUCAUUAAAGCAGAUUUUCCAGGGCGAUGGACUGGCAUUGUCGAUAAGGUGGUACACUAUUUACAUGCGGACAACACCAGUGCUUGGUUUGGUACACUGGUAGCUAUAUAUCAGUUGGUAAAAAACUACGAAUAUCGAAAACCAGAGGAGCGAGCUCCAUUACAUGCUGCAAUGCAGCUUAUUUUACCCCUAAUUCAUCAGCGAUGUCAACAACUGUUACCUGAUGCAUCAGAACCAUCAGUUCUUAUGCAGAAACAAAUUUUAAAAAUCUUCUUCGCACUCAUACAGUACAAUUUGCCGUUGGAUCUAAUUACACGGGAGACGUUUACCAAUUGGAUGAAAGUUAUAAAAGUUAUCCUGGAUAGGCCAGUCCCGGAAGAAACCCAGCAGGUUGAUGUAGAUGAUCGACCAGAGCUGGUUUGGUGGAAGUGUAAAAAAUGGGCCAUGCAUGUUAUCGCAAGAGUUUUUGAGAGGUACGGAAGUCCUGGCAAUGUUACUAAAGAAUACAAUCAAUUUGCCGAGUGGUACAUCAAGGUGUUUUCCAAUGAAAUUUUACAUGUUUUAUGUAGAUAUUUGGAUCAAUACAGAAAAGGGAUCUAUGUGUCACCUCGUGUUCUCCAACAAACAUUGAACUAUAUUAACACUGGUGUGACGCAUGCUGUAUCAUGGAAAGUUCUUAAACCACAUGUGGAAGUGAUGAUAAAAGAAAUAGUCUUCCCUUUAAUGUGCUACACCGAUGAGGACGAAGAGUUGUGGAAUGAUGAUCCAUACGAAUAUAUUAGGUCGAAAUUUGAUGUCUUUGAAGAUUUCAUCUCGCCGGUGAUGGCAGCGCAAACCCUUUUACACACGAUUGUGAAAAGUCGGAAACAGAUGCUGGAGAUGUCAAUGGGAUUCUGCAGAGAUAUACUGACAACUAAAGACGUGGAUCCUAGGAAAAAAGACGGUGCCCUCCAUAUGAUUGGUACAUUAGCUGAUAUUUUACUCAAGAAAAAAAAGUACAAACCUCAGAUGGAGUUGUUGGUUUCAUUUCAUGUUUUCCCAGAAUUCAAUAAUCCGUUGGGUUACAUGCGAGCAAGGGCUAAUUGGGUGAUGCACUACUUCAGUGAGAUUCAGUUUAAGGACGAGAAAAAUCUUUUGAAAGCUCUCGAUUUGACGAGAAAAUGUUUGUGUGAAGAGAAGGAACUUCCUGUGAAGGUAGAAGCUGCCAUUGCUUUACAGAUGUUAGUCACUAAUCAAGACAGUGCUAAAGAUCAUUUACAUCCCUACGUUAAAAAUAUCUUACAAGAAUUACUUCAUGUCAUCCGUGAAACGGAAAAUGAUGACUUGACAAAUGUUAUGCAGAAAUUAAUUUGUACUUACGGAGAAGACAUUAUUCCAAUAGCAGUAGAUAUCACGCAGCAUCUUGCAAUGACAUUUAACCAAGUUGUAGACGCGGACGAUCAGUCAGAUGACAAAGCUAUCACAGCAAUGGGAAUACUAAAUACAAUAGAAACAAUAUUAACAGUUAUGGAAGAUGAAAAAGAGAUUAUGAAGCAGUUAGAGGGAAUUGUAUUGAAUGUUAUUGGAACUAUUUUACAGCAAAAUGUCAUUGACUUUUAUGAAGAAGUAUUAUCGUUGAUAUUCAGUUUGACCUGUAGUCACGUCUCUGAACAUCUUUGGCAAGUUUAUUUCAUGAUUUACGACAUGUUCCAAAAAGACGGUUUUGAUUAUUUUCUUGAAAUGAUGCCAGCCUUACACAAUUUUAUUAUCGUUGAUCCUCCUGCUUUUCUUUCGGAUCCCAAAAGAAUUGAAGUAAUUUAUAACAUGUGUAAAAAGAUAUUCCAGAGUGAUGCAGGCGAAGACCCAGAAUGCCAUGCUGCCAAAUUAUUAGAAGUUAUUUUAAUCCAGUACAAAGGUCUCAUAAAUCAGGUUGUUCCGUUGUUUGUCGAGCUCGUUUUAGACCGGCUCACCCGCGAAGUGAAGACGAGUGAACUUCGAACCAUGUGUUUACAGGUCGUCAUAGCGGCACUCUACUACAAUCCGAUUCUACUGUUUGAGGUUUUAGAGAAGAUGCGACUACCAAACUCGGAUCAGUCGAUAACGCAACAGUUCUUGAAGCAGUGGUUGAAUGACACAGAUUGUUUCUUGGGUUUACACGAUCGUAAAAUGUGUGCCUUAGGUCUCUGUACGUUGAUGAGUUUACCCGGCAGACCCGAUACAGUGAGCGUACUCGCAUCUCAGUUCUUACCAUCACUAUUACUCAUAUUUAAAGGACUUAACAGGGCGUACGAAAGCAGAGCACAGGCUGAAGUGGACAGCGAAGAUGAAGACAUCGAUGAUGACGACGACGAUGAGGACUUUGAAGAGGUUUUGGAAAGUGAUGAGGACGAAGUAGACGAGGAUUCUCAGCAGUAUUUGGAUAUGUUAGCAAAGCGGGCUGGUGAAAACUUAGGUGAUGAUGACCUCGAAGGGUUUGAAGAGACUGCUUUAGAAAGCUACAAUACGCCACUUGAUGACGACAACUGCCCAAUUGAUGAGUAUAUGGUAUUUAAAGAGGUCUUACAAGGGUUGCAAGUACAAGACCCAACUUGGUAUAAUGCAUUAACAGGGAAUUUAACUCGAGAACAACAGCAGGAAGUACAAGAAAUUCUUGUGUUAGCCGAUCAAAGAAGAGCCGCUGCAGAAUCGAAGAGGAUACAAGAAGUUGGGGGAUACCAGUUCACCCAAGUGACAGUGCCUCAGACAUUUAACUUCAGUCCACCACCUCCUGCCCCUCAGUAAAUAACCUGCAAACCCGAAAAUUUAUAAUAAUAAUAUUAUAUCUUCCGAAUUCACUUUAUGACUGUACCAUUAUUGACUUUAUAGGGUAGGCAGCUUAUGUAGAGAUGUGCCAUACAUUAAAAAUAUAUAAAGAAAAAUAAAAGUGUGAGUACGGCACAAAUAAAAUAAUUUACAGGCUGUUUUGCAAUGCUUCAGAGAUUUCCUUUUUAACUUUAAAAGUGUUAGAAUUCUCUAAAAGAUCAAAUCAAAUUUGAAUUUAUUUUCC
Saccoglossus kowalevskii is the source of this 3465-nucleotide messenger RNA. RefSeq names its product importin-7. Gene Ontology annotation, molecular function: small GTPase binding. Lineage: Eukaryota; Metazoa; Hemichordata; Enteropneusta; Harrimaniidae. Gene Ontology annotation, biological process: protein import into nucleus. The record is from RefSeq and is a predicted model, not a curated record. Gene Ontology annotation, cellular component: nuclear envelope; cytosol.